Capra hircus (goat) is the source of this 3148-nucleotide messenger RNA. Its product is annotated as L-lactate dehydrogenase C chain. The transcript has 7 exons. The record is from RefSeq and is a predicted model, not a curated record. Lineage: Eukaryota; Metazoa; Chordata; Mammalia; Artiodactyla; Bovidae. Gene Ontology annotation, cellular component: cytoplasm. Gene Ontology annotation, molecular function: L-lactate dehydrogenase (NAD+) activity. Gene Ontology annotation, biological process: carboxylic acid metabolic process. The coding region runs from base 1773 to 2837 and encodes 354 amino acids.
AAUGGACUGGUUGGAUCUCCUUGCAGUCCAAGGGACUCUCAAGAGUCUUCUCCAACACCACAGUUCAAAAGCAUCAAUUCUUCGGCACUCAGCCUUAGCCCCAUCUUAAAACAAGUUGCCAGUUGGUGGGAGAAGCAAAGGGGAUGUUCAGAAUAUGUGCCUUGGGCAGGUAUGAAGAGCCUCUUUCUUUACCUACAGUAGGAGUUUGAUCACUAUGAAAAUGACACUUCUUUUGGCAUGCAGGUGUAAAGCUUGGAUCUGGGGGUCAUCUAAGUCAGCACUAUCUCACACUCGGUCUCUAGUAAAUGAGGUACAAGGGCCAGAAGAUGUUGUGGAAGGAAGUAAACAAGCCAAGUGGUAGUACAGAUUCAGUAGCCACUGCCACACCUGAGAAGCCCUUGCCUGGGGCUAGUAACAGGUUGUGAAAAGUGCCAUAAGAGAAACAGGAGAGAUGUUGGGAGGGGAUGGUAGUUGAUAUAUUUGUCAAGGAAAGUUAGAGGAACUGCCAUUUUCGUUCAAAACUGAAAAUGAGGAAUCAACUUUUGACAAGGGCUGGUGAUGGACAGGGAGGCCUGGCGUGCUGCGAUUCAUGGGGUCGCAAAGAGUCGGACACGACUGAGUGACUGAACUGAACUGGGAAAGAACUUUGCAGACAUACAUAACAGGACAAAGUCCUGAAAUGGGAAAAAGCUGUCCAAAAGCCGGAAGGAAGUGUGGUGUCUUGAGAAGAAGUUGGAGGGAUGAAAGGAGGCCACGUAUUGACCACUUCUUAGAUUGUAGUAAAAAUUAGUUAAGUGCAUCGGAAAGCCAUUGAAGGAUUUUAAGCAAUUUAUUGCAUGAUCUAAACUACAUUAAAAAAAAAAACUACUGGCUUUUAUACAGAAAAUGGAUUACCCUUUAUAUUUUGAAAAGGAUUCAGAUGCCAAUGAUGACAAAAGAUGACAGGUGAGAUUGUGUCCCAACCUGUGAGUUAUAAAUUCCUCGCGUAAAUUAAAAUCACCUUAGAAAACUAACCAUGCCCUUUUUUUUCAUUACCACCUUGUUCUCUCAAUUCAGCAUUUCGAAGCAUCGUCCUCAGGAUGCUAGUUUUAGCUGGCCCACUGGUGAACAGGAGGUGAGAGUUCUUUCCCACGAAGGCUCCGAGCUUGCCCCUUGGCCCACCAGGUGGGUCUGGUCUCCAAAGUUUCGACUUUAAAUCAGUCUGAGGCCUAGACCAGCCAAAAGAAAUGAAACGACACACCAAUAACCCUCUCUUGCACACUCUUCGAGACCAACUAAAAUUCCUUACACGGAGAUUACGACAACACGACAGCAGGUCCCCACGAAGCCACUCACACCAGAGGACAAGCCCUGGCCACUGCGCCUGCGCCCGAGGCGGCCGUGGGGCGGAGCUUGUGUGCAGACGGAGGAGAGGCGUGCGUGCGUAGGAGCGUGCUUGCCUAACGGUUCAGACGGUAACGGUCGCUGGGCUUCACACGUCUACUGACGUUGCUGUGUAGUUUUUGGUGGUGUAGCUUAAAAAGCAACUUAAAGGUCGUGCGUUGUGCAUUCCGGCCUUGGGCCACACGAUAAGCCUUUGUGAGUGACUGGGACUGGAGCGAAAGUGGUGGCUUGGGGCAGGGAGAAGUUUUAAAAACCUUUUGGUGCCCCAGUCUCUAAUACUGAUCGAUACACUCGUCGGUUUUCUACCCCUCCACACCUGGCGAGCAGGUAUUUUUUCCUUUGGCUUCCCCCUUCUGACAUUCUGCAAACUCAAGAGGUACUUCAUAGGUAUGAGAGUGAUCAGUUCAGGGAGAUUGCUUCCUCUGAAAUUACAUUAUCUCUAUCAGGUUCUCAAAAUGUCAUCUGUCAAGGAGCAGCUUAUUGAGAAUCUAAUUGAGGAAGAUAAAGUCUCCCAGAAUAAGGUCACCAUUGUUGGAACUGGUGCUGUAGGCAUGGCGUGUGCGAUCUGUAUCUUGCUGAAGGAUUUGGCUGAUGAGCUUGCCCUUAUUGAUGUUGUAGCAGACAAACUGAAGGGAGAAACAAUGGAUCUUCAGCAUGGUAGUCUUUUCUUUAAUACUCCAAAGAUCAUCUCUGGAAAAGAUUACAGUGUAUCUGCAAAUUCCAGAUUAGUUAUUAUUACAGCAGGUGCACGGCAGCAAGAGGGAGAAAGUCGCCUUAACCUGGUCCAACGUAAUGUGGAUAUCAUGAAGUCAGCCAUUCCUGCCAUAGUCCAAAAUAGUCCUGACUGUAAGAUGCUUAUUGUUUCAAAUCCAGUGGAUAUUUUGACAUACGUUGUCUGGAAGUUAAGUGGUUUACCUGCAACUCGUGUAAUUGGAAGUGGUUGUAAUCUAGACUCUGCCCGUUUCCGUUACCUAAUUGGACAGAAGUUAGGUGUACAUCCUUCCAGCUGCCACGGUUGGAUUAUUGGUGAACAUGGUGAUUCUAGUGUGCCUUUAUGGAGUGGAGUAAAUGUUGCUGGUGUUGCUCUGAAGAGUCUAGACCCUAAGUUAGGAACUGAUUCAGACAAGGACUCCUGGAAAAAUAUCCAUAAGGAAGUUGUUGGAAGUGCCUAUGAGAUUAUCAAGCUGAAGGGGUAUACCUCUUGGGGUAUUGGACUGUCUGUGACAGAUCUGGUAAAAUCAAUUUUGAAAAAUCUUAGGAGAGUGCAUCCAGUAUCCACUAUGGUGAAGGGCUCAUAUGGAAUAAAAGAAGAAAUCUUCCUCAGUAUCCCUUGUGUCUUGGGACGAAAUGGUGUCUCAGAUGUUGUGAAAGUUAACUUGAAUUCUGAGGAGGAGGCCCUUUUUAAGAAGAGUGCAAGCACACUUUGGAACAUCCAAAAAGACCUGAAAUUUUAAAACUUUUUAAUGUUCCGCGUUUUAGAGAACAGAAGAUAGUAGGCUGUAUAUUUUGAAAGUAUUCUCACCUGAUCUGUAAAAAAUAAAAAGAACAUUGGACCUAUGACAUAACUCCAGUCUCUCAAGACUAGAAAAAGGAAAUGGUAAAGAAUUUCUCCCCUUUAGGAAUCUUUUAUAGCUCUAUUUUAAUGGGCUCAACCUGUACAAAUGUAUGUCAUAAAUGUAAAAGUUGGCUUCAGGUUUAUUAGAAUAUGUAUAAUCAUUUAUACAGAGCUUAUGAUUCUUCUCAUAAAACAAUGGGAUUUCUAGAA